GCCAGCUGCUGCCGGCGGCCGCACACAUCGGCGGACUGGAUGCGAUACUUGCAGCCGCAGCUAGCGCCUUGCAGGGGGGAAAUCACAACCAUCCACAGCCCCAGGAGCCCCCGGAGUUGCUGCAGCAGGGCCGCCAGGAGGGGACCAGCCCGCAUCGUCACCACAACCAGCAGCAGGAGCAGCAGCGGCGGCGGCAACAAAAAGAACAGCAGCAGCAACAGCAGCAACGUGGAUUAGACCUGGCGUCGCCACCCAUCCUACCGCACUUGCCUCAGUCAGAGGCAAUGAGUCACAUACCCCUGCUGCUGCAGCAGGAGCAACAACGGCUGCUGCUGCAGCAACUGCAGCAACAACAGCAACAGUUAUAGCGGCAGCAGCAGCACCGCAGCACCACCCAGAACCCUCAACUGGGCUCUCAGCAGCAGGGGCAGCGCAACCACCCGUCCCACCAACAACAACAACCGGAGCAGCAACAGCAACAAGGCACUCCCCAGCAGGCGAUGCCCCACCACCCUGACAAGCUGUGCCCCCAGCCGUACUGGCCCGCGCCCUUCUACCAACAACAGCUUGCCGGGCUGCAAGCCCUGCUUGGCGGUGGAGGAACAGCAGCAGGCGACCUGAGCGCACUGAGCUCCAAAAAGUGUUGUCCGGGAUCGGGGCUUGGGCCCGAGCGGUGGUGGUGCUUCAAGCAGCGGCGGUGACACCGCAGGCGGUGGCUGGAUAGGGCGAUUGAGCCGUUUAGAGCAUCCUGCUGCGGCCGGGCCGCUGGUAGGGGGCCUGUGUAGCGGUUCAUUAGCCAACGGUCAGCCCGGCGUGGGAGAGGUUCUCGCAGCGCUGCUGCCCUUGGGACCCAUGGGUCACGGUGGGAGCAGCACCGCAGCUGGCCCGCAGCCGCAGCAGCAGUGCGGCCGUCAGGAGGCAGGCCACCGCUACCCCAGCAGCGGAGAUCAGGCAGCGGUUGCAGACGCAGCGCCCGCCCGCAGCUCCAACCUGUCCAUUGCGGCCCUUACUGGCGUGGGUUACGGCAGCGACAGCGGCGGAGGGGGUAGCUCGGCCACUGGGUGCAGGGGGUAGGGAUCCUGGGCGGCUGGGGCGGCUCUGCAGCGGCCUCGGCAGCAACGAACGGCGGCGGAGACGAUGGUGGGGUUGGAGGUGGUGGGCUGGUUGGGACUGGUGCAGCUGGGACGCUGGGGCAGGUUGCGAGGAAAGGUGGGGGUGUGUACGGGAGCGAGGGCGGGCUGCCGGGCCACGGGGUGUCAUGGCGAGCAGCAGCCGGGCCACGUUAGGUUAGGUUGAGGGAGCCAUGCGGGCGAGCCAGCCCGGUGUGGUGUCAUGCCAUGGGGUGCUGCGGCGGGUGCAGGUGAGAAGCAGAAGCAAGCGGGGGCGGGAGACUAGCUUACAUGCAUGCUUGGACCUGGCGCAAUGCUUUCGGGUUGGCGGCAAGAGGGAUGGCGUGUUAGUGUUUUGCCAAUUUUGCAGGUAGUAUAUUGAUGCUAUUUUCUUCAAGCCGUGCUGGCGGUUAGAACAAGGUUAGAAUCUAACGUUUGUAAACUCCACGGCUUGUAGGGCGUGUACGGCCGUAGCCGGCGCCACGAGUACAUAUUGUCCGAAGGCGUGCACAGCCUGCCCUCGCAUGCAGGGCUAAUGGGGAUGCCAACUGUCCAUGUGAACUCGGUUUGUAUCCACUGUACCGGUAUGGGGUGCUACUUACCCUGCGCUGAUGCGCGGAAGGCUCAUUGGGAGAUUGGUACGAUCUUGCGAGUAGGCCAAUACCCGGCCCGGAUGUUGGGCUAGGCAGGAUUGACAUGUGUAUGAUGCACGCCGAGGGGGACACGGAAAGCGCAGGAAACACAGCGGGGAACGUGGCAUACGUCUUGUGGCGUCUGCGCCUAUGCGAACUGCUUUGGAAGGAAUGCCCCGUGAGCCGUGACUAAGGAACGCAAGUACGUCGGGAGGAGGACAGCGGGCUUCAGGUCCAAGCGAGCUUGCAUGCAGGCGGGUGCCUUGCGCCAACACUCCCAUGGAGGCGAGUUGCUUGAGCAAUGCAUGUCAAUGGUUAUAAGGAGUACGUUCUAAGAGCAGGGCAACCGCCAACUGUUACAAAUUUGCAUACGGGAAACAUUGUGGUUCUUGAUUCUUUAAUGUUGUAUUUCACAUGGCAUUAAAGACACCUCCUUUAACGUCGUGG
Molecule: messenger RNA, 2188 nt
Organism: Astrephomene gubernaculifera
Lineage: Eukaryota; Viridiplantae; Chlorophyta; Chlorophyceae; Chlamydomonadales; Astrephomenaceae
Source: the annotation of a GenBank genome assembly